Molecule: messenger RNA, 4676 nt
Organism: Stegodyphus dumicola
Lineage: Eukaryota; Metazoa; Arthropoda; Arachnida; Araneae; Eresidae
Gene: per
Product: period circadian regulator
Biological process (GO): entrainment of circadian clock by photoperiod; negative regulation of transcription by RNA polymerase II; circadian regulation of gene expression
Cellular component (GO): cytoplasm; nucleus
Molecular function (GO): transcription corepressor binding; transcription cis-regulatory region binding
Source: RefSeq, a predicted model, not a curated record
UAAAGUAACUAAAUCUCAGCAAUCACCACCAACAAGCUAUGAGAAUAAAAUUCAGGAAUCCGGUAGCAAUUCAUCAAAGUGCAAUAUGUCGUCAUUUACUACUGGUGAUUCAGGAUAUGGUAAAAGCUUGGAGAAAGAUGGCAUUAAUGAUCCGUGUACAAGUCAAGCCAGCUUUUGUAAUCAGACAUGGAAAAAAAAUUCAAGUGAUUCCAUUGGUAACAACAUGGAAAAUUUUUCUACAUGUUUAGCUCUCACUGAAGAAACUCUCUCUGUGCACAACAGAAUGCAGCAUAAACAUCUUAAGCAGCAUCAACGCAAGAAUAAAGUUACUUUAGGUGUUAGCACAGUUUAUCUCAGCAAUCACCACCAACAAAAAAAUCCUUUGAAAGACAGUAAUUGGUUUCAACAAAAGGAGUCUGGUCAUGUAAAGCAUAAAAAGAGUUCUCAUUCUCAUAAUUUAACUGCAUCGACACCAACACAAACAGAUUUAGUAAAAGUGACUCCUGCUUCCCAGUCUGUAUUUAGAUGCCAAGCAUCCGUGCCUUCCAGUGUUUCUGAUUCGCAUGCUAAUUCCAUGUGUACACCUAAUAUUUCCCAUCCAUGCAUAUUCCCUCCAAAUAAUUGUACGGGGUCACCAGCUACUCCAACACCAUUCUUUAUACCAGUUGUUUAUAUGGGGAGUAUGCCUUAUUAUCCUCCUUUAUCUGCUGUACACCCUCAAACUGGAGGUUCUUUCUGGCCGUGUUCACCGUCACCACCCAAUGAAAUAUAUACUGGGGGUUUUCCAUUUCCUAUUGUGCCACCUUCAUGUUCUUUAAAUUCAAGUGCAAUGACACCUCCAUGCUCUGUACAUUCAAGUACAGUAUUUCCUGCUGGAUUUCCUUAUCCUGCAAAUGCAAACUGCAAUGCAUUGUCUGGAAAUCCAUAUGGAGUUCGUUCAUCUGGAGUCACUACAACUACACUUCUUACUACAACUACAACUACUGUUGCUUCUGGAACAUUGCACACAUUUAAGAAUACAGUGGCGUGUUCUGUUGAACCAACAACAGAAAAGCAGGUGCCCAAGUUGAAAGAUGUGAUGAGCAGCAAAAAAUUUGUAAAAACUGAAGUAACAGAGUCUGACAUGCAGAUAGAUGAUACGCAGUCUUCAUUUACUCAGAGUUCUUCAUUCCAGUCUGCUGAAAAAGAUGAGGAUAUGGAUAUCGAAAUGAAAAAAAAUUAUGCUCAACCUCCUCAUCCCGAUAAGAUUGAAUUGAGUGCUGAUAUAGCUUAUCGAUAUCAGAUGAAUUUACCAAAUGUGGAAGAUGUCUUGAAGAAGGAUAUGGAAGCUUUAAAGUCAAUGCAUCAACCAGAACUUGUAAACAAACAGUUGCAGCAACUUCAGAAUGAACUGAAAGAUGAAAAUGAUGGCAAAGCAGCAACCAGUGGAGAAUUUUGUAUGACAGAAGCAGUUAUGUUAGGGUUUACAACAGAAGAUGAAGUCAGUGAGUACAUUUGCAGAUCCUCAAGUAGAAUUUGGAGACUCAACUCAUUUUUUAAGGAGUUGGAAUACCGGGAGGCAAGUCUCUUGCAACUCAUGUGCGAGGAUUCAUAACUUUUUUCACGAUAAAUUAUUCCUAAAAUAAUUUCAUCACUUUUGUCACCUCAGCUGUCUUAUUUGGUCAGAAUGCUACAUUUUUUUAGAACUUGGACAUACAUCAAGUGUGGACAUUUUAUUGGCUAUUUUUGUUAUCAUAUACUGGAAAAAACCUUGCCAAACUCAUAUUUUUUUGCCAUGAAGAACUACGAGAUGUCUUAUAAACUUGCCUUUUCUUGUAUCUAAACAAUGUUUUUCUCUUUAAAUUUCACAUUUGCAUUUAUUAAAGGAGUAAAAUAUUGUUUUGUAUGCCUGUUAUUUAGUAAUAAUAUUUUUUAAAUUUCAUGUUCAAAUAUCAAAAUGGAUAUUUUUCAUUAUUCAUUUCAUGUAUAUUACACUCUAAUAUAUUCACUGUAAAAUAAAUGUUUGUAAACAAGCACUCUCCCCCCCUUUUUUUUUAAAAAAAAAAAAAGCUGUGUUUAGAGAAAAUUUGUACAAUUCAUGGGAUUUUCAGAUCAUGGUAUUAUUUUAUAUUUUGUGCUAUUUAUGGACUUAUUGAUAUUAUAUAAAUAUUAACUUGCUAAAAUGUAUUUCCAUUUCUGUUAUGCCAUAAAAUCAUUUUUAGUGCAUUCAAAAUUAUAAACAUUAUAAUGAACACCAAAAUUUCAAAUAGACUAUGCCUUUAAGCUAUGUAAUAUUGGUGUUUAACACUCAGAUAAUACAUUUUCUGAUUAGUUUAUAAUGACAUCAUAGACAUUGAAAGGUACAAAGCUAAAUAACAAGAUUUUUAUAUUUCAGAAGUCUCACAAAGCAGUGUCUUAAAGUAUGUAAGAGAUAAUUCAGGAAAAAGGUUGUUUUCAUUGUGUUGAUUUUAACUGAAUGUGCAGAUUAUUGCAUUUUUCGUACCUUCGAAAAAUGCUUUGAUUUUUAGAAUGGCCUGAUGCUAAUAUAUCAAACACAGGUAAUUUUUUAGGUAUCUUUCACCAUAUGUUUUAGAAGAUGGCUUGAAGUAAUGAUUUAUAUUGUUGCUUUGCGCUGAAAUGUUAUUCAAAUGAGUAAAAACUUUACUCACUGCUCUUUGGGUUUCGUCCCAUGGGUGCUGUCAAUCAGAAUUGGGAUGGAGCUUAAAUGUGUGCUUUUUGUCUUAAUUAAAUUAUCUAGUCAAUUUUACUGAUAUACUUAAAGUUUUUUAAAUUAUUAUUUGAUUUAAAGCUGCGAAAUGAAGUGUAUUUCACUGAUAGAUUUAAUUUUAAUGUAAUUUUGUGAUGUGGGUUAAUUUAUACAAUAUUAAUUUUAAAUUAAUGUAUUUCAGAAAAACUUGUCAAAUAUCCUUUCUUUUGCAUGAAAUACUUAAAUUACCUGCAUAUCUUAAAAUAAUUUUGAGAAAAAAAGAUACUUGCAUCAAUAAUUUUGUAUUUUUUGAAUGAAUUGGACCGACUCCAUGUAUAAUUUUUCGAACAUUCAGAUAAUUAAAAUUAUAUUAUUCAUAAGAAUGAUUUUAUGCUUUAUUUGGAAAUUAUACAUCAAAGAUUAUUUUGUGAUGUAAGGUCAAUUUUUUAUUAUAUUUUAAUAUUUAUAUUUAAUGAAUUACAAAGUGUACAUGUAAAAUGCUAUAUAAUGUUUUCCUAAAAUUUUAAUAAGGAAUUUUUUUCAGCUUUUUUCAUUAUGUAAUCUAUGUUUAAUUAAUGGUUUAUGAUAUGAUAAAUUCUUACAAAAACUUUCAGUAUUUUAACUUCCAUGUCAUAUAAAACUAGAUUUUGCUGUUUAUUAAUUUUUCAUAAAUAAAAUUUUACAAUUUUUUUUUAUUGAAAAUAAAGUAUUCGAUGCCUGUGAAAAUGAAUUUACUUAUUAUCUGAUAUGUAAUUAUUGACCUGAUGUCCAUUGAAGGAUUUACUGAAAAUAGAAAAUGCAGGGUGUUUUUAAACAAUAAUUGAUUUCUUUAUAUUAAUACUUUGAGUUUUCUUGUAAAAUAUGAUAUAAAAGGCAUCUUGAUUUGUUUCUUUUAUCUGUGCAAAUAUAUAUAUGUAUUUAUGUAAAGUUCAAAAUAAGAGGUCUUUUAUGUAUCACACUUAAAAAAGAUUAGUAUGGAAAUUAUAAGUUUAUUCAUGUUGAAAAUGGUAAUGAUAAAAUGCUAUUGAUUUUAUGGUGAAUCUGAUUUUUUCUAGAACGAUAAUAUUCAAGUUAUUUUUUUUUUAAAAAGAGUUUGUUAUGCUGUUAUGCACACUGUAUACUAUUGUAUAGUUAUUAAAUAGUUAAAUCUUAGUAAAUUUCAUCAAGAAACAUACUUAGUCAUAAAUGUUACUUAAUGAACUUUAUAAAUGAAGCAUAUGAAGUGGUGUCAUGUGAUUUACAAUAUUGUAUAAAACUUAAAGAAGAAACAAUCUGUGUUUCUUCUUUACACAAGAAGAAACUUAUUCUUUACCUCAAGAAGCUGUGGAUGUUAGUUUAUUUUGUUUGGAAUUAUGCAGUGUAUAGAUAACUUUCAGCUGGUUUUAUUGAAAGGAAAAAUGGUAGAUAGGCCUCUUGUUUUUUUUACUUUAAUUAAUACAGUCAUCUGUUUUUCAAAAAAUUGCUUGUUAUAAAACUUCUUAGCUAAAAUGCAAAUGAGAUAUCAACCUAUCUCUCCUUUUUUAAUGUAGACAAAAUAUCUAAAAUGAAAAAGGACAACUGCAUUUUUUGUAAGGAUAUUUAAUUUAGUAAAUUUUAUGCAGUUAAUUCUCAGAAUGAAAAUGGAGUUAUUCAUAAAUUAUAAUAUUUGUAAUUCAAAGUUUUGGACACUAGUUUUAUCUAAAAAUAUGUAAUCCUGCAGUUUCUAAAUCUGGUAAUUUUAUUUAAAAAUAAAUUGUAAAUAUUUAUAAAUUGUUCAAAUAUUUAUAGCAGUAUCUUUUAGAUUAUUUCGUUAUAUAUAUAUAUAUAUAUAUAUAUAUACUAAAUAAUGCAUACUUUUUGUAAAUAUUUAUAACAUUGAUAAUUUCAUUUACUUUAUAACAAGGCUUUGCAGUAUUAUAAAAAUGUACUGGGAAAUGUUAAUAUGUGUGAAACAUCCAUAUUUGUCCAUUCAUCAUUUCAUGUUUUGUAAAUAAAACAUUCUUAUAAAAUA